UAUCUCUUUGUUGAUGACUCUUGUUGGUGUUUUCCGUCUCUUCUCAAAUGCUGUUCUUUCCAGCUGUGAGCGAUGGCCUCCAAAACGGACAUGCCGGCUCCUGUGUGCCUGAUAGAAAACAGGCAAGGAAAGCUUUUUGUCUGUCCAGAAGCCCUCCGUUGGCUUUCUCAGAUCCACCAGCCGGUGGUGGUGGUGGCUAUUGUGGGGUUGUACCGAACGGGCAAGUCCUACCUCAUGAACAAACUGGCUGGCAAAAACUCAGGUUUCGCUCUGGGCUCUACAGUGCAAGCAAACACAAAAGGCAUCUGGAUGUGGUGUGUUCCCUACCCUGAUAGGCCUCAUCAGACCCUUGUUCUUCUGGAUACUGAGGGACUAGGUGACGUGGAAAAGGGAGAUACGCGAAAUGACACCUGGAUCUUUGCUUUGGCUGUGCUUCUUAGCAGCACCCUGGUCUACAACAGCAUGGGCACCAUUGACCAGAAUGCUAUGGAUCGGCUUCAUUAUGUGACGGAACUGACAGAGCGCAUCAAGGCAAAAGCCCCAUCUGGGAAAAAUGCUGGAGGACUGGAGGACUCGGCUGAGUUUGUCCGCUUCUUCCCGACCUUCAUCUGGGCUUUGAGGGAUUUCACGCUGCUGCUGGAGCUGAACGGGCGCCCCAUCACCGAGGAUGAGUAUCUUGAAAAUGCCUUGAAGCUAAAGAAAGGUGAUACCCAAGAGGUCAACCUGUUCAAUCUGCCACGCAAAUGCAUCCGUUUUUAUUUCCCCCAACGGAAAUGCUUUAUUUUUGACCGCCCGACCCAGAGAAAGAAUAUGCAUCUGUUGGAACACAUGAAGGAGAGCGAGCUGGACCCUGAGUUUGUGGAGCAAGCAGGCCAGUUUUGUCGUUACGUCUACUGGACAUCCAAGGAGAAGACCAUCCCGGGAGGGCACGUUGUUACUGGCCGUUUGCUGGCAAAGCUGGCAGAGAGCUACGUGGAGAGCAUCUGCAGUGGGAAAGUGCCGUGCAUGGAGAAUGCGGUCCUUGUCUUGGCUGAGAUGGAGAAUUCGGCUGCUUUGGGCCAAGCCUCUGCCCGCUACGUGGAGCUGAUGGAGAAAAAGCUGAAACUGCCCACCGAGACCACCCAGCAACUGCUGGAGAUCCAUGCCGAAUGUGAGAAAGAAGCCCUCCGCGUGUUCAUGGAUCGUUCCUUCAAGGACGAUACGCGACACUUCCAGGCUAAGCUUAUGAAAACUAUAAAUGAGAAGAAGGAACACUACUGUCAUCAGAAUGAAAUGGAAUCCAGAAAAUGCUGUGAGGUGGUCUUGACAUCACUGUCUCAGGAGCUGGACAAUAAAGUCCAGGAAGGCAUUUACUCCCGUCCUGGUGGCUAUAAGUGUUUUGUGGCUGACCUGAAGAAAGUGGAAGAAAGAUACCGCCAGGAACCUAGAAAAGGAAUAAUGGCAGAGGCAGUCCUGCAGGAGUACCUUAAGAAAAAAGAGGAUGUCGGCCGAACCAUACUUCAGAGCGAUAAAAACCUCACAGAGAAAGAGAAGGAAAUGGCAGAGGCCAAGGCGAAGGCUGAGGCAGCAGAACGAGAGCGAGAGCUCCAGAAGCAGAAGGUGGCUGAGCAGCAACAGAAGAUGGAGGAUCUGAAACGGAGCUACGAGAUGAACCGUCAGGAGCUGGAGGAGAAAAUGAAGAGAGAACGGGAGUUGCUACUGGAGGAGCAGCAGAAGAUGAUAGAAAGCAAACUUGCUGUAAAUAUCCUAGGCUUGUUUAGUAUCUGGGGCUGAGCCACC
This is a messenger RNA of Pogona vitticeps (central bearded dragon), 1779 nucleotides long. Lineage: Eukaryota; Metazoa; Chordata; Lepidosauria; Squamata; Agamidae. The record is from RefSeq and is a predicted model, not a curated record.